AGUGAACUGAUAUACUGAGAAUUUGUUUAUUUCACCAUUCACCAAGUGCCACGAAUAUGCAUGAAAGGGGAACAUUUUAAAAACAAAAAAACCCCUAAAAGUGGGAAAAUAUCCCCAAACCAAAAAGCUCGUCUUCUUCACACUCUCUCUGAGAAAUUCGUAUGUGUGAAAAGCCCUAAGCGAAGAAGAUGGAUCGCAGGUGGAUGGGAAAACAGUUCCCCGGAACUGAUUCGACGUCUUCCGGCGGAAAAAAACGGAAAGGAGGAGUCGAAUGCAGAGAUGAAGGCCUGGGGAUUAGUAAGCGGAAACCCCCCGCGUUUCCUCAGCUCUUCGAGAAAUCCGCCGAAGCUGGUUACUUUGGAGGGAGCUCCGACGAAUACUGCGUUUCCAGCUUUUCUCUCCAGUUUUUAAGGCUUGCGCACUCUGAAAAUUUAUCUUCCUGGGGGGUUAUACCAUCAAAAUUUACGCCUGCAGAACAUAAAGAACCUGGUGAUAUGGAGUGGAUUUCCGAAAUGUAUGGUGAAGAAAAGAAGAAAAAGAUUCUUCCAGAUGGCAGUGUGGGUGGGAAUGGAGAAGGUUCAUCAGGAUCUACGUCAGAAAUUAGCUAUGAGCUAUAUAAUCUAGUUUGUUUCAGUCGAAAAGACUUCGGUUUAAUUGUGGGCGUGGAUGACAAAGGUGACGGCUACAAGGUUCUAAAAGAAGGUUCUGAUGGACCCGCUGUAGUCAGAGUUCAAAAGAAGGAAAUGCAGAGUGGACCGUUCGAUUCAAAAUUCACUGCCCUCGAUCUGAAUAACAAACAGAUAUCAACCAAUGAUGUUGUGAAGAUUUCCAAAGGCCCAUCUGAGGGUAAACAAGCAGUUGUGAAGCAAAUAUACAAAAGUAUCGUAUUUCUUUAUGCUGAGAGUGAGGAAGAAAAUGGCGGAUAUUUGUGCUGCAGAUCACAAUCAUGUGAGAAGAUUAAUCUCUUUACUGACGAAUCCAAUGAGAAUACUGGUGGAUUUGAUGCUUCAGCUUUUGGAGAUUCUGCAUCCUGCCUAAAAUCGCCCCUACCUCCUGAAAAAGAGUGGCAGCCCAAGGAAAAUUACAUUAACUCGAACCAAGGAGACAAGGGUAGCAUGUAUUCUAUAGGACAAAAGCUCAGGAUACGUGUGGGUCCAUUGAAGGGGUAUCUCUGCCGUGUAAUAGCUUUACGCUAUUCUGAUGUUACAGUCAAGCUUGACUCCCAGCCUAAAAUUCUUACAGUUAAAAGUGAGCAUCUUGCUGAGGUUCGCGACACAAAUAUGCCAAGUAAAAGUGGUAAGCCAACAUCAACACCCUUUGCGAAUUCUAACCAUAAGCAACAUCCGGGCGAUGGUUAUGACUCGAUCUCUGGCGGCGGACAACUCUGUGCCGGUUCAAGGAUUGUUACAAGUGACAGUAAUGAUGGAUUUUCGGUCCCAAAGAGUAGAAAACGAGCCAAACAGCGUGGCUCUCGCUCUGCGGUCACUUCAGAUUCGUCCUCCGUUGACGCAAAGAACUCCCCACCCAAAAUUGGAGUGGAGGCGUUUAUCGAUCUAGAGACGGUCAUCAUUUCGGUAGAUUGAGGUUACAACAGACACCAAAGUCAACUCUAACCCAGAUCCGACUGGUUAACACUAUAUGUUCUCACGCAAAGGAUCUGAAAAGAAGGGGGAUGAAGGCACUGGUCAUACUCUCAACCGAUCCGGUCUUUGAGGAAUCACUUUACCCGUGUUUAAAGACUGUAACUCCUGUUCCAUUUUCUGUUUUGGCUACUGCUGAGAGCUUAUGUUUGGAGGCAAAGGAGUGGCAUAGGAGAUUUUGAAGGCAAAGGAGUGGCAUAGGAGAUUUUGAAGGCAAAGGAGUGGCAUAGGAGAUUUUGAUAGCCCCGUGAUUUGUUUGACUCGUAUCUUCUUUACUUUUUUUUUUUUGGGUCUGAUAAGCCAUGUCGCACUUUGGUUAAAAUGAAAAACAAACCAUGUUACAGAAGACGCCGAAACGACUUGGUGUGUGUAAAUGCGAGGAAAAAACUACCCACCCAUUACACACCAAAGCAAAAAGAAGUCGUACAUUGCUGGCGAAGAAUGCAAAAAACAACAUGAUGUUUUCCUCUAUAAACAUCACAAGACUUUGCUUACAUCAUUUGGUGUCACUUUCAUCGUCGUCCUCCUCCUCCUCGUCAUCUUCAUCGUUACGGCCCGCAAUUAUGCAUCAACCCAUCCUCUCUCAUCUCCUCCUCCCUGCGCUUCAUCCUCCG
Molecule: messenger RNA, 2254 nt
Organism: Thlaspi arvense
Lineage: Eukaryota; Viridiplantae; Streptophyta; Magnoliopsida; Brassicales; Brassicaceae
Source: the annotation of a GenBank genome assembly